AUGGCAGAUAUAGAUUCGAAAUCAUGUUCUUCCCAUGUAGAGACCACCACUAAGCCACUAAGCCCUGGAGUUAUCCAAUUCGAGGGUCUUUCGGACGAGGAAACUUCCAAGUUGGAAAAAAGAUUGGUGCGCAAGAUCGAUCUUCACCUGAUCCCGGCUCUGUUCUUGCUGUUUAUCUUUAACAUUCUUGACCGAUCAAACAUUGCCAAUGCCCGCUUGGGAGGGUUACAAGAAGACCUGGGCCUUUCUGACAACCAGUACCAGACAGCUGUGGCCUUAAUGUUCGUCGGCUAUCUUCUCGGCCAAGUUCCAAGCAACAUUAUCCUCACCCGUGUCAAGCCGUCGCGCUAUAUCCCUGCCGCCAUAUUUGUUUGGGGUGGGAUCUCCAUCUGCAUGGCAGCAACAAAGAACUAUGCUGGAAUUUUAUGCGUACGAAUCUUUCUAGGCUUUGCUGAAUCACCUUUUUUCCCUGGAGCUUUGUUGUUAAUGAGUUCAUGGUACAAGGCCUCUGAGAUUGCAGUACGUGUUGCCAUUGUGUACUGUGGAAAUACCGUGGCAAAUGGAUUUGGAGGCAUGUUGGCCGCUGGUAUUCUCAGUGGACUGAAUGGCAAAGGUGGUCUCGCCGGGUGGAGGUGGCUCUUCAUUAUCGAAGGCGCUGGCACGAUGGUGGCUGGAAUGCUGGCAGUCGUUUUACUCCCUGACUUUCCUCGUUCCGGCCAGCGAAAGUGGUUAACGGAACAAGAGCAGCGUUUUGCUGAGUGGCGCCUGGCUGUCGCAACAAAUAACGAGGUCGAUGAGAAUGGCUCCAUCAAGCAAGGAUUGAAGGAUGCGGUGACUGAUCCGAAAGUCUGGGCAUUGGUCCUUAUCCAGAUUUGCCAGCUGACAUCCCAAACCUGGACAUAUUUCUUCCCGAGCAUCGUGGAAACCCUCGGUUUCGGGAAGAUCGUUACACUGCUUAUCACAGCGCCAGUGUAUGUCUUUGGCUUUCUCAGUGCUCUUGGAAAUUCCCUUAUUGCCAACCGGACGAAUUGCCGAGCCGUUCUCAUAGUAUGGCCGCUCUGCAUUGAUAUUGUGGGCAACGUGAUGGUCAUCAGCUCCCAAGCCACAGCGGUCCGGUAUAUUGGCAUGUUCCUUAUGUGCAUGGGGUCCUACAGCGCCUUCAACGUGGUCCAAGCCUGGAUCGCCAGUACUAUUCCACGUACCCGAACGAAGAGAGCCAUUGUUUACGCCAUGGUCAAUUUCUUUGGUAACUCGUCCAAUAUCUAUGGGUCGUAUUUCUUCCCAACCAAGGACGCGCCGCAGUAUCGGCCGGGCGGCAUUAUUCUUUCUAGCUUUGCGGCAGGAGGCGUUUGUUUUUCAAUUCUGUUGGCUGUUUACCUCCACUGGCUGAACACUAACGCGCGAAAGGCGGAGGAGGAAGAUGGCCAAAUACGCUACAAAUACAUCUUCUAG
Aspergillus caelatus is the source of this 1452-nucleotide messenger RNA. RefSeq names its product major facilitator superfamily domain-containing protein. Gene Ontology annotation, cellular component: membrane. Gene Ontology annotation, biological process: transmembrane transport. Gene Ontology annotation, molecular function: transmembrane transporter activity. Bases 1 to 1452 code for a protein of 483 amino acids. The transcript is spliced from 6 exons. NCBI's taxonomy places the organism in Eukaryota, Fungi, Ascomycota, Eurotiomycetes, Eurotiales, Aspergillaceae. The record is from RefSeq and is a predicted model, not a curated record.